Myzus persicae (green peach aphid) is the source of this 1139-nucleotide messenger RNA. RefSeq lists its product as uncharacterized. The record is from RefSeq and is a predicted model, not a curated record. The transcript has 5 exons. Lineage: Eukaryota; Metazoa; Arthropoda; Insecta; Hemiptera; Aphididae. The coding region runs from base 125 to 1087 and encodes 320 amino acids.
CACGACGACGUCGAUGUCUAAAAUACCCGCAUCCAACGGAGCUCACUAAUCUUAUGUAAGUCAAACCGUGUGUACCGAUAUCGCUCGCUAGACGGACUGCCACGCCGAAGACGAAGACAAUCAAAUGACGAGAAUUAAUAACAGGCCGCUUUUUGCGGCAUUAUUAGUGUUUGUGGCGUUAACCAGCGUCACUUUGGCUGACGACGACAAAUGGGUAUGGGGCAGAUCAAACGACCAAUCAAGGGCCGACUCAAGGAUUGGAUCCUCGUCCGACGAGGUGAUCCGAAUAGCUAAACCAUUAUUGCGCAAUCAGCCCAACCAAAAGCCCAGUCCAUUAUUCCAACCCGCCAACAACCCGAGGCUGGACACCAAACAUUACAGGGAUGACUCCAUACGAAACGGGCGUUAUGAAGUCAACGAGGAUUAUGUACCAGACAGGGAACCUUUGAUCCAACAACCAAUCCAUAUAUCUGAGACCUUUAGCAGUAGGCCCUUCGACAGACCACCGCCGCCGCCGCCAAAUAACCUACCGCAAAGACCUUUGUCCAACUUCCAAGUGCCUUUGCGGCCGCAGAGACCGAAUGUCCUCAUCGAUUCCGUGCACGCGCCAUCCAGGAAACCCGUGCCUGCAGCCACCGAACCGGCCGGUUCUGCAGUGGGCAUACUCACUGGACCAGUGCCGUCGUGGCAACGACCGGCGGUCCACAAAAACGGCGAUCCAACGAAUUUCGAAAAGUGCAAAUGCUCGUUCUCUUUCAACUGUAAAUCUCCCGGGAUCAAGUUCGGAAGCUGUGAUGAGGGAAAACAAUACUGUUGCUACAAUGAUUUUGAUGGUGCGAAUUCAGGAAGCCAAGAAGUUGACAAAUAUGGAGGAGACCGAAGUGAACCCAUACCUUCUGUUUUAGUUGGUCCAGGUGGAAGUCACAGACCAGGUUUGAAACCUGGCAUAUAUGGACAAGUUUCCAACAAAAAUGAACAUAUUGAUCGACAAGAAUUUAUUGGUAACAGUUUUCCAAAUGAACCAUUAUUCAACAGAAGACCCAAUGAGUACGGAAAUAACCCUUUUAUUAUUCCAAGACAAUUGUAGGUAUAGUAAAUAAUGUUAUAAAUAAAUGUAAUUACUAUUAUAUUUUUUUUUA